AUGUACCUGACCAGCCUCAGUGGAAAUGCCAUCAUUGCAGUUAUUGUCCAGAUCAACCACUCUCUCCACACCCCCAUGUACUUUUUCCUGGCUAACUUGGCAGUUCUGGAAAUCUUCUAUACAUCUUCCAUCACCCCACUGGCCUUGGCAAACCUUCUUUCAAUGGGCAAAACUCCUGUUGCUAUCACUGGAUGUGGCACCCAAAUGUUUUUCUUUGUCUUCUUGGGUGGGGUUGAUUGUGUCUUGCUUGCAGUCAUGGCUUAUGACCAGUUUAUAGCAAUCUGCUACCCUCUACGAUACACCCUCAUCAUGAGCUGGCCCUUGUGUGUGGAGUUGACGGUAGGAUCCCUGGUACUGGGGUUCCUGCUGUCACUACCACUGACUAUUUUAAUCUUCCAUCUCCCAUUCUGCAACAACAGCAAAAUCUACCACUUCUACUGUGACAUGCCUGCCGUCAUGCGCCUGGCUUGUGCAGACAUGCACGUUCACCAAACUGCUCUGUAUGUCAUCAGCUUCAUCGUCCUAAGCAUCCCCCUCUCAGUAAUCUCCAUCUCCUACGUCUUCAUCGUGGAAGCCAUUUUACAGAUCCAGUAA
Messenger RNA from Mesoplodon densirostris (Blainville's beaked whale), 594 nucleotides. Its product is annotated as olfactory receptor 10V1. NCBI's taxonomy places the organism in Eukaryota, Metazoa, Chordata, Mammalia, Artiodactyla, Ziphiidae. Gene Ontology annotation, biological process: G protein-coupled receptor signaling pathway. The transcript has a single exon. Gene Ontology annotation, cellular component: membrane. The coding region runs from base 1 to 594 and encodes 197 amino acids. Gene Ontology annotation, molecular function: olfactory receptor activity; G protein-coupled receptor activity. The record is from RefSeq and is a predicted model, not a curated record.